CUCCGCCCGCCCCCUCGCGGCCGAGUUGGAGUAAGACCCGAGUCCCGGCCGCCGUGUUUCUCCCCGGACGCUGCCCUGCACGACUCGCGGGGAAACACAGGCGCCCCGCACUUGCCGGCUUGGCCCCGGGAUGGCCCCCAAACCCCCAAACUCCGUGGCGGGGCUCCGCGCAGCCGGCAAUCAGAGUUUUCGCAACGGCCAGUACGCCGAGGCCUCCGCGCUCUACGGCCGCGCGCUGCGGAUGCUGCAGGCGCGAGGUUCUUCAGACCCCGAGGAAGAAAGUGUUCUCUAUUCCAACCGAGCAGCUUGCCACCUGAAGGACGGAAACUGCACAGACUGCAUCGAAGACUGCACUUCAGCCCUGGCCUUGGUUCCCUUCAGCAUCAAGCCCCUGCUACGGCGAGCCUCUGCCUAUGAGGCUCUGGAGAAGUAUUCCCUGGCCUACGUCGACUAUAAGACUGUGCUGCAGAUUGACAGCAGCUUGACGUCAGCCCUGGAAGGCGUCAACAGAAUGACCAGAGCGCUCAUGGACUCGCUCGGGCCUGAGUGGCGCCGGAAGUUGCCCUCCAUCCCCUUGGUGCCUGUUUCAGCUCAGAAGCGGUGGGAUCCUUUGCCUUCGGAGAACCACAAAGAGACAGCUAAAAGCAAGUCCAAAGAAACCGUUCCUUCAAAGAACAGAGUGCCUUCUGCUGGGGAUGUGGAGAGAGCCAAAGUUCUGAAGGAAGAAGGCAAUGAGCUUGUAAAGAAGGGAAACCAUAAGAAAGCUAUUGAGAAGUACAGUGAAAGCCUCUUGUUUAAUAACUUGGAAUCUGCCACGUACAGCAACAGAGCGCUGUGCUAUUUGGUCCUGAAGCAGUACAGGGAGGCAGUGAAGGACUGCACAGAAGCCCUCCGGCUCGAUGGAAAGAACGUGAAGGCGUUUUACAGACGGGCCCAGGCCUACAAGGCACUCAAGGACUAUAAGUCCAGCUUGGCAGACAUCAGCAGCCUCCUGCAGAUUGAGCCCAGGAACGGCCCUGCACAGAAGUUGCGGCAGGAAGUUAACCAGAACCUAAACUAAAAACCCAGCAAGGCCACAGGAAGGGCUCCUGUGAGAGCUGAAGUGUGACGCUGAAGCCCUGUCCCUGUUCCCCUGCAGACUCCCAGCGGAUCUCAUCAAUGGCCUCCUCACAAAGCAUUUGGCUGGGUCCCGUCCCUGGAUGCUCCAGAUUGAAUCUCGCCCUGUAGCUUCAUCAGCCCCCAUGUCUCAGUGCAGUCCUGAACAGCUGAGCUCCAGGAUAAAGGGCAUGCUGCAAACCCCGGCCCACCUUCCCCGCAAGCGGCCCAUGGAGCAGGUUCUCUAGGGCCACAGUCUCCUGUGUGCAGCUGC
Tupaia belangeri chinensis (Chinese tree shrew) is the source of this 1369-nucleotide messenger RNA. It is a transcript of the gene TOMM34, whose product is annotated as translocase of outer mitochondrial membrane 34. The coding region runs from base 131 to 1060 and encodes 309 amino acids. The transcript is spliced from 8 exons. Gene Ontology annotation, cellular component: cytosol; mitochondrion. Lineage: Eukaryota; Metazoa; Chordata; Mammalia; Scandentia; Tupaiidae. Gene Ontology annotation, molecular function: heat shock protein binding. The record is from RefSeq and is a predicted model, not a curated record.